Molecule: messenger RNA, 768 nt
Organism: Aspergillus uvarum CBS 121591
Lineage: Eukaryota; Fungi; Ascomycota; Eurotiomycetes; Eurotiales; Aspergillaceae
Product: 2-oxo-4-hydroxy-4-carboxy-5-ureidoimidazoline decarboxylase
Exons: 3
Coding region: 95-643 (182 amino acids)
Source: RefSeq, a predicted model, not a curated record
CGCCUUCUUCCUUUUAUCUGCAUCAGAAACCAACUCGACCCCCUCUACACACCCAUCUUACCCCAAUCAGUCCCAUACACAACCCACACUCACCAUGUCUUCCACACUCCCCCCACUCGCAACCCUGACGUCAGAGCCGCAAGACCGCCAAUUUCAAGUGCUGGACACGCUCUUCGAGCCGUCGCCCGAACUGCACACUCUCAUGGCGCCCAUCCUCGCCCACCAAACCUUCGACAGCUACGCGAGACUGAUCGACGCCGUCGGCGGCCGCAUGUCGGCGCUGUCCGCAGCCGACUCCUCCAAGGACCGCGAGAUCCUCUACGGGAUCCUGGGCUCGCAUCCCCGGCUGGGACGGCCUAAGGCCGGCCCGACGGAGCAUCUGAGCGAGCUCAGCAAGAAGGAGCAGGCGCAGCUGAACACGGGGGCGGAGGAGCAGGCGGAGCGAUUGCGGGUUCUGAACGCGGAGUACGAGGAGAAGUUCCCGGGGUUGCGGUUUGUGACCUUUGUUAAUGGGAGGGAUCGGGAUGUGAUUAUGCAGGAGAUGCGGGAGAGGAUUGAUAGGGGCGAUGCGGAGCUGGAGGUUGAGGAGACCAUUCAGGCCAUGUGUGACAUUGCGAAAGAUCGCGCGCGGAAGUUGGAGUAGGCUUAUCUUAUUUUUGUUCAAUUUUGAUGGAAUGCAACUUGCAGUAUCCGCUACCGAUCAAUCUCUCAAUUUGAGAUACCUAAGUCCAUUACCAGUGCACUAGGAUAAUGCGACGUCGUGACUGU